Seriola aureovittata is the source of this 10679-nucleotide messenger RNA. RefSeq names its product glutamate receptor, ionotropic, kainate 5 (gene grik5). Gene Ontology annotation, biological process: synaptic transmission, glutamatergic; monoatomic ion transport; modulation of chemical synaptic transmission. Lineage: Eukaryota; Metazoa; Chordata; Actinopteri; Carangiformes; Carangidae. Gene Ontology annotation, molecular function: transmitter-gated monoatomic ion channel activity involved in regulation of postsynaptic membrane potential; kainate selective glutamate receptor activity. Gene Ontology annotation, cellular component: postsynaptic membrane; kainate selective glutamate receptor complex; plasma membrane. The transcript is spliced from 22 exons. The record is from RefSeq and is a predicted model, not a curated record. Bases 2763 to 5978 code for a protein of 1071 amino acids.
GAGAGAGAGAGAGAGAGAGAGCUGAUUAGAUUGGAGAAAGCCAAGGAGGUAUGGGUAUACUAUUGAGCAAGGGGAGAGACAGAGCAGGGAGACACAGAGGGGAGGGUGACUAAGUGAAUGCCGCUUGCCGUCGCGUGUCGCUGAAUCACAGUGAAGUCCACAGGCUGGCGGACGGAUUGGACCUGAAUCAACAAAUGGAUACAGAAAAACUGGAUGUACACUGCAUGUUAGGAGAGAAUUAGGGAGGACGAAGUCUGCCUUCAUACCCUUCAUUAUCUCUGCAUCAGAUACUGCUGAGAGGAACCCACGGGGAGGGAAAGGAAAAUAGCGGACAACUCAUUUCUCUCUAACACCCUUGGAAGCCGAGGAGCCGUGAGCAAGAAUAGAGUCGACUGUGGGACUGGUUGGGAUUGAAUAUAUGCCCAUGCCGGUGUGUGUGUGUGUGUGUGUAUGUGAGUGAGUGUGUGUGUGUGUGUGUGUGUGUGUGUGUGUGUGUGUGUGUGUGUGUGUGUGUAUGUGUGUGUGAGAGAGCUGAUAAUAGCAGCCCCAUUGGUAUUCAGUGGAGGGAGCUCCAGGAUCUCGCUGCGCCUUUCCCCAGGAUGGGAUCACAGAGCAGGGAUUGUGCUCGCCUGUGGAGAGCCCACUGAAAUGGAUCUGAAGCCUCGCAGAGAUGCACACCAAAUGGGCAGCAUGGAAGCCAGCACACACCCUCCAGCGACUAGCUUUCCACACCUAACUGCCUCCACCAUCUCCAGGCAUCAGCUCGAACCAUCUCAGAGAGGGCUGAACUUGCAGAGUUGAGGUUGGACAGGCCAGACUGCGAUACCGGAAGCUGUCCACAGGAAUAUCGCUGGAAGCAGAGAAAAGCAGAGGGUGACGAGCCUUAGAGGACGCGAAUCGACUUACCACAAACCAAUCAACCUGUUGAGCAUACAGCUGGGCUUCUUGGACUUCUUCGAGAAAUGAAAUAGGCUGUAGUGAUGCUUGAGCAAUGGUAUGGAGCUUUUGGACACAUCCGGAUUUAUCGACCGGAUAUCCUAUCGAGAUUACGACACUGUUGUGCACACCUCAGAACCGGGCCACUUUUUCAGAUUGGCUUGUGGGCAAAAGCGAGUAAUUGAAAACCCCCCCUCGAGAGGCUUUCUGUUCUGAUUUGGCGUGGGGGAGGAGGGCUUAUAUGUAUUUUUUUUAAACGAACAAUUUCAAAAGCCCCCUCUCUUUAUCCCACAUUCCCUUCCUCUUUCUUUUUCACCAUCUUUCUCACACAUUGCGGAAAAAUACAUUAUGAAGCAGCACCAUUCUUCUUCAUCCUCCCUCUGUGACGGAGAGUGAAGAGGGACAGACUGUCCAGAAUAGAUAACGAGCACGGAGACUGGCACUGAGGAGAGGGAAAGGAGACAGAAAGAGCAGAAAAUAGACGGAAACAGGUAGAGAGGGAAAGACGAAGGGAAGACAAGCAAAAAAAAAAAGAAAAAAAAAGAGAAUUAACUAGGAUUGUUCGAAAUCCUCUUCGAGAUUUACACUCUUUUUUCUAAUUCGCCUGUGCCGUGUUGGAGGCUAGUUAGCGCAAUGGGCUGGGGAAGGGUUAAGAGUUACACCAGGGGGGGCACUUGAGCAGGAGAGUAGGGUUAUGCCCACCCCCUGCACCUGCCUGGUCUGUAACGGACUGAGAGAUGGCUUGGUAAACAGACAGCUAUACUGAGUGACAGACAAGCUCUGAGGCUGGUAAGACAGACAGACAGACAGGAAGACACAGCCCAUUCCAAGUGUCAGGCAGAGAGCCAGGCAGACAUCCAGUGCGGGCACAGUAAACAGUGUGCGAGUCAUUGUCAUUCUAUGCAGCGUGUGAGGGAAAGACAGAGAGAAGGAAAGGAAAGAAAGCUGGGACGGAAAGAAAGAAGAGGAGCAUCCCUGUGAUUGUGGGUUCUGGAGGAUCUCACUUCCUCUGCAUCCACUUCAGUCACUACAGUGGCGAGCUCAAGCACUGACAAAACAGGCGGGGAGGGAGGGGGCUGUUACUAGAAAGGAAAUACAGGUUGGAGAGAGAGAGGGAGAGAGGGAGGGAGGCAGGCAGAGAGACAGAGGGAGAGAGCAGGUGUCGAAAAUCCUCCCCUUCAUCUGCUUGUCAUUUACUCCUUUAUGUUCUCUCGUCAUCUGGCGGGGUGAUUGGUUUUCUGACGCCGGCGUUCCUCUGCUCAUAGGCCCUGCGCAAUCCUGAGGAAAACAAGAGGUGGGCAGACAGAGGAAAGCAGAAAAAAGACAGCAUAAAAGGAAAGGUGGAGCCCUAUUCUGAUUGACUAAUUUUUCACCCCUUUCUUUUCUUAUUUGUCAAGACGGGCUCUUGUUAUUUUUUCGCUUUUUUUUCUCCUAGAAGUAAGAGAUAUAAGGAAGAAAAACACUGGCCCAGUCAAUCCCUCAUUCUCCUUGUACACAGAGUUGAACCUCUCCUUUUAUCAAUUGUUGAUUUUUUCUUGCGUUGUUCUCAUGGGAAUCUUUUUUCUCCAUCUGAGUAUAAACACUGGAAUCCUAUAGAUUCCCUCUAUAUGUCCUGACAUCCCCAAUGACACAGUGUGAACCCUUCUGACUCCUCCACGCCGUCCCCUCCUUGGCUGAAGUGCUAAAACCCUGUGGUCUCAGAUCUCAAUGCCUGUGUUGACUCACUACUACAGCGAUAAUAUGGCACAGUGCUUCUGAUACCGUCUGAUUCAUUCUGUGGUGGUACAGGCAGCCAGCAGACCAUUCUCCAUGAGGAGCAGUAGAAGAUGCCGGCUCUGCCAGCACUGCUGCUGUCAAUACACUUCCUCUCCUUCCUGCUAGUCACCAUGCCGCCACGCUCCCUCAGUCAGGCCCCCCUGCUCUCCUCCGUCCGUAUGGCGGCAAUCCUGGACGACCAGUCUGUGUGUGGGCGUGGGGAGCGGCUGGCGCUGGCCCUGGCCAGGGAGAACAUCAACAGUGUGAUGGAGGGUCCGGCCCGAGCCCGAGUGGAAGUGGACAUAUACGAGCUGCAAAAAGACUCCCAGUACGACACUACCGACACCAUGUGUCAGAUUCUACCCAAAGGCGUCGUCUCUGUGAUAGGUCCCGCCUCCAGCCCCGCCUCUGGUUCUACUGUCAGUCACAUAUGUGGAGAGAAGGAGAUCCCUCAUGUGAAGAUUGGUCCCGAGGAAACUCCACGCUUGCCGUACCUGCGCUUUGCCUCUGUCACUCUGUACCCUAGCAACGAGGACCUGAGUCUGGCCAUAGGAGCCAUCUUGCGCUCGUUCAGUUACCCCUCAGCCAGCCUGGUCUGUGCCAAGGCUGAGUGCCUGCUGAGAUUGGAGGAGCUGGUCCGCCGCUUUCUCAUCUCCCGGGAGACGCUGUCAAUCAGGAUGCUGGAUGACAACCUGGACCCUACGCCGCUGCUGAAGGAGAUCCGUGACGACAAAGUGGCCACCAUCAUCAUCGACGCCAAUGCUUCUGUCUCCUAUCUCAUCCUUAAAAAGGCAUCAGAGCUGGGGAUGACAUCAGCAUUUUACAAGUACAUCCUCACCACCAUGGACUUCCCCCUCCUGAGACUGGAUGAUAUAGUGGAUGAGCAGUCCAAUAUUGUGGGAUUCUCCAUGUUUAACACUACACAUCCCUUCUACUUGGAGUUCAUCAGGAGCCUCAACCUCUCUUGGAGGGAGGGCUGUGACCUGACAUACCCCGGCCCUGCGCUCUCGUCAGCACUGAUGUUUGAUGCGGUGCAUGUGGUGGUGGGGGCGGUGAGGGAAUUGAACCGCAGUCAGGAAAUAGGAGUGAAGCCGCUCAGCUGCACCUCGCCUCAGAUCUGGCAACACGGGACCAGUCUUAUGAACUACCUGCGCAUGGUGGAGUACGAUGGUCUGACAGGGCGUGUGGAGUUCAACAGCAAAGGUCAAAGGACCAACUACACCCUGCGGAUCCUGGAGAAACACCGAGGAGGUCACAAAGAGAUCGGGAUCUGGUACUCCAACAACACCCUGAUAAUGAAUUCCACCAGUCUGGAUAUUAAUGUCUCAGAGACGCUGGCAAACAAGACCCUCAUUGUCACCACCAUACUGGAGAACCCAUAUGUGAUGCGCAAGGACAACUACCAGGAAUUCCAGGGUAACGACCAGUAUGAGGGCUUCUGCGUCGACAUGCUUAGGGAGCUGGCAGACAUCUUGAAAUUCUCCUUCAAAAUCAAGCUGGUGGAUGAUGGGCUGUAUGGGGCUCCAGAGCCCAAUGGCUCUUGGACUGGCAUGGUUGGAGAGCUAAUCAACAGGAAAGCAGACCUGGCCGUGGCGGGCUUCACCAUCACGUCGGAGAGAGAGAAAGUUAUCGACUUCUCUAAGCCGUUCAUGACCCUGGGGAUCAGCAUCUUGUACAGAGUUCAGCUGGGUCGGAAGCCAGGUUACUUCUCCUUUCUCGAUCCCUUCUCUCCUGCUGUCUGGCUCUUCAUGCUGCUCGCCUACCUGGCUGUCAGCUGUGUGCUCUUCCUGGCUGCAAGGCUGAGCCCCUACGAGUGGUACAACCCUCACCCGUGUCUGCGAGAGCGCAGGGACAUGCUGGAGAACCAGUACACCCUGGGAAACAGCCUGUGGUUCCCUGUUGGAGGCUUCAUGCAGCAGGGAUCAGAGAUAAUGCCCAGAGCCCUGUCUACCAGAUGUGUUAGUGGGGUGUGGUGGGCGUUCACCCUGAUCAUCAUCUCCUCCUACACGGCCAACCUGGCGGCCUUUCUGACCGUCCAGAGGAUGGAGGUUCCCAUCGAGUCCCCGGACGACUUGGCUGACCAGACCAACAUCGAGUAUGGCACCAUCCAUGGAGGGAGCACCAUGACCUUCUUCAUGAACUCUCGUUACCAGACUUACCAGCGGAUGUGGAACUACAUGAACUCUAAGCAGCCCAGUGUAUUUGUGAAAAGCACAGAGGAAGGCAUUGCCCGUGUGCUCAACUCCAAGUAUGCCUUCCUGAUGGAGAGCACCAUGAAUGAAUACCACCGCGGCCUCAACUGUAAUCUCACACAGAUAGGAGGCCUGCUGGACACCAAGGGCUACGGCAUUGGCAUGCCACUGGGGUCUCCGUACAGAGAUGAGAUCACGCUGGCCAUCCUCCAGCUGCAGGAGAAUAACAGGCUAGAGAUACUGAAGAGGAGGUGGUGGGAGGGAGGCCAAUGUCCCAAAGAGGAGGACCACCGUGCCAAGGGUCUGGGCAUGGAGAACAUUGGGGGCAUCUUCGUGGUGCUGAUCUGUGGCCUCAUCAUUGCCGUGUUUGUGGCCAUUAUGGAGUUUGUGUGGUCGACACGCCGCUCGGCAGAGACUGAUGAGGUAUGCCCCCAUACCUGCCCUCGCCGACCCCACAGACACACCCCAGUGUCUGUCUGUCAGGAGAUGAUCACAGAGUUCCGAAACGCCGUCUCCUGUAAGAAGAGCUCCCGUAUGCGCCGUCGGCGGCCCCUCAGCAGCUCAGCAGCCCUGCGCCACCCCACACGCAUAGCUCUAGGGGCCCCUCGGCCCCUGCGCCUGGUGCGGGAGAUGCGCCUUAGCAACGGAAAGCUCUAUAGUGGAGCUGGCCCCCUGACGGGUGGAGCUGGAGGUGGAGCAGGGGGGACAGGGCCUUCAGAUCUGGGCCCUGGACCACAGCGGAUCCUAGAUGAUCCGCUGGGGGCCAACACCACCCCUCCUCCACCAGCCCCCACCCCUGUGAUGCUGCCCGCCCGCAGCUGCACCCAUGUGAGGAUCUGCCAGGAGUGCCGGAGGAUCCAGAACCUGAGAUCAGGCAGUAGUAUAGGAUCAACCUCAACAAGAAUACCACCCUCAUCAGCACCCCUGCCAAGGCUACCCCCACCCCCUCCUCCAUCCUCAUCCAACACAGACAGUGAGGGUGGAGGGGGGCCCAGCCCAAGGCGGCUACAUCACAGCCCCCCACCUCAUACCCCUCGACCCAUUCCACCUCCACAGAGCAGCAACACCACAGACCUACUGGUGGACCAGGACUGAGACCAGAGGCAGAGGGUGGGGUGAGAGGGCUGCAGGUAGCCAAUGAUGUGACUGAGGGACAUUUGUGCUGCUGAAAGAAACAGUGCUUGUUUCCACAGGUGAAAUUCAUCAGAGAACAAAAGAGGGAGGGAUGGAGGGGAAAAUAAAGUUAAACUCUGCGAGGUCAUCCAGUGGAGAAUGAAACAACCUUUUAAAAGGAGAGUAAACAGGGAAAGCUGUAACCCUUUCUCCAGCUGAGCUUGAGGUCUACAAAUACAGAACUGGCUACAAGCAUACAGUGAGAUUGUGAUCAGUUAAAGCUUCUGUUAUCAACUCAGAAGAACAAUUGAGUUUGGACAAAUGUGAGCGGAUAUGCACAUGACCAGAUGAUGGUUUCCACUGGCUUCCUUUUUCUCUCCUUACUCCCCUCUCACUUCACCGUUAGAUUUGAGGGGCGCUGGUUUUCUUCCACAGACACUUCCCUGGAAGUUAAGUACCCCUCUAGUAAAAUGAAGCCUUGUGUUGGAGGACAUACCGUAUCCGUAUGUGAUUUAAAACAGCAACUAAAAGACUUCCAGAAAAUUAUUUCCUGUUUUUUUUUUUCUUUUAUUGUCUUUAUUGUUUUGUUACCAUUGUUCUAAGUGGGAAUUACAGAGUUAAAUACAGACUAUAUGUGACAAUAUGGUGGAUUAUAACAUACUAAGAAACCUGACUAUGGCUAAUUGUGCUCAAGAGUUUUGUGUCCCUCCCUGUGCCCCAUAGCUGCUUUUUGGGUGGUAUCAAUGAAGUGUGGAUAAAACGACUUCAAGAUGACAUAAUGCAAACAAUCGCAGAGGAAACUGCUGGCCUGCCUUUCUUUACACUGUGCGUGUGUGUAUGUACAAAUGUGUGCUUCCUGUUAGUCUGUCUGUAACUACACACAGUGAGGAGAACCAUGUACCCAGCAACAGCACCCUUCUACUAAUGUUAGAUAAUCAGACAGCCACAAAAAGGGAGAGAGGAAGAGAGAGGGAGCAAGGGCUUUGAAAUGUGAAAUUAAUGUCCCUCGUUAUCCUGGGUAAUGCUUGCCAAGCCUUUACUUCUUUUUCCACCUCUGUUCACACAGCGUAGAAGAGAUAGAGAGAGCGGGAGAGGCAGAGCCAGAGCGGAAAGAUAGAGAAGAACAGAAAGAGAGGCGAGAGAAAGAGUGUAAGGACACUACAGGAUUUGAAUGAGAAAUCCCUAACUGAACUACUUCCAUUAUUAGAUCUGUCCUGAUCUGUUAAUUCUGGGCAUCUUUUAAGGGGCUUGUUAAUGCGCCAGCAGGCUGUAGCUGCAGCUUCUUCCGUUCUCUCUGUUUAACAGACAGACUUGGCUGUACACAGUAGAGGCUCCUGCCAGAGUGAUAGACUCAACACAGCCUUGUCAAUACUGUGUCAAGCUUUUGAUCGCCUAAUUACUCCCCUCGGUGGCUGGGGACUCAUUCAGGAGGUGGUUGAACACAGGGAAACAUGCUGAUAAAUAGAUUUAGAAGAAAUACAUGUUUUUCAGUCCGGCUGGGUAGAGAUUCUGGUCUCUUUUAAUUAUGUUGUUAAUGUUACAGCCCUACUGUUGUGUGAAAGUCUAACUAAAACAACCCAAACACUACAGUAUAUUAGCUACAGUGCUUAAAGGAAUAUACUGGUGGAUUUGCAUGUUUAGCCAUUCAACUUUAAAUGUGUGUACACUUCUUAUUACUGCUGAUGAUUAUUCAAACCCUUAAGAUUCCUAAACUCCCAAAUAGCCACUGCUUUCAUACCAAGUAAUUAUGGUAUGAAAAUCAUGUUUCACACACUUGCAUUAAAUAGCUGAUCCAUCGCUGUGAAUGUAUGUUAUGUAUUUCUUGAUGUCCUAAAAUCCCAUGUAAAGACCAAAACAAACAAUGAAUUCAUCUGACUAAUAAGUAGAUAAAGCCUGAUAUAGCUUAUUCCCCUGUGCCAUAGACCUGUGUUGUCAUCCAAAUUCUCUCAAACACACUCUGAACAGCCUCACCAUGGCAUGUUCAUUCACUACCAUGUACACAAACACUGUUGUUUGUUUUGAGUGAGUCCCAAAUACCCAAAUAUCAUCCUGUUACCAUAUUUACACACAAGCAUAUUAAUCCACAGCUGAAAAUAGUCCCCAACAAAUACAUCAUUUACUCCUGUUUGAGUAAUGUUUGCUAAAAAUCUACAGAGCCCAGCUAUUGUAGAAUCUGCCUUUUUUUUUUUUUUUUUUUAACUGAAACUAUAUGUCAUAUAUUUAUCACGUCAGUGGUGGGAACAAAUGGCUGGUAUUGAGAGUUGAACUAAUGCGCUGUUGGUUUUGGGUUUGUUGAGAAUAACAAAAACAUACCACCACCACUGAUGUUUAGGACCACAUGUUAAUUACAUCAGAUCAGUUUUAUGUCUCUCGUAGAAGAAUAAGAUUCGAUCCACUUAUUUACACUGAAUGCAUGACACAUAUCAGGAAUAAAUGGUUACUGAUUUCCCUUUAGUUUCCUCCAAAUCAAAAGUAUACAAUUAAUUUUGUGUGCUGUAGCUGUGCUUUCUGUGGUUUGCCACCUUUUGUAAAAAGUCCCAGUAGAAGCAAAUCCAACUCUGUUGAACAGUUUACCCAGUAUCAUGUUUUCAUUAAAUCAUAGGUAGACAUAAUAUCUAUCCCAGAAUCAUAUAUGACGUCGGUAUCAUGUGCUGCAUUAGCAUUUUCUGCAGGUUAUUGACUCAUCACUGUCUCAGUGUUUAUUAAUUCUGUUGCCCAAUCACUUCCAAAUAUCCCCCAUUUAGUGAUUCACUACUUAGUAGACAAGGGAGUGAUUGGAUAGACACCCUUGCUGUACUUAUAGUAAUUAUAAAAAGCCUUGGUUGGUGCGUUCAAGGAUAUACUGACAUUCACAUUUUGAGAGUUGGCUGAUGCAAGAUAUUACCGAUUUCCCAUUACCCCAUUCAUAUUUGCCACUCCUUUCAUAGUCUGAUUUUGUGACAGCAGAGAUUAUGAAUGUCAUUCUUCUCAGCUGCUGAUUCUUAGUUCUCGAAAAGUCAGUGUUCCCUGCUUCCUGAAAGCAUCAAUAAUACUUUUGUUUCCUCUUUUUUGCCCCUGCUUUGAAAUGACAAUUUGUGCCACAAUCGUUGUGUCUUGUAACCUCUAGACAGCCAGGAGUCUACCAGCGACUUUUUUUCACCUGUGACUGAGGCUUCAUGCUAUCAUCUCAGAUCAACUCAAACUGCAGGAGUCGCUAGUGCAGCAACAAAAACAUGAUCCCUGAUCUAUAUUCAGCAGUAAUACAAAGUGUGCAAGGUAACAUGCAAAACCACCAAUACAGCCCUUUACAAAUCCCUUGAAAAAUGCAGGCAUUGUCGUCUAGGCUAACAUUGCAUUGCUGUAUUGAAUUAUGCAUUUUGCAGUGAAGCUGAUUUCUCGACACUGUUGUGUUCCAGAUAAUGAAUGAUAACAUUGUUUGCACACAUUAUGCCGUUUCCCUCCUCAGCAGAAGCAGGCCUGGAUUUGGUACGUUUCUUCUGUUUACUUCUGCCUUUGUGUCCAGAAUGCUGACAAGACAACAUGAACUGUCUCCACAAGUUGACACAGUACGCGCACACACACACACACACACACACACACACACACACACACACACACACACACACACACACACACACACACACACUGGGGGGUACUCAUUGACGUAAUGUAUUCCCUAGCCCGUUCCAUCGACCCUUACCCAAACCUAAACCUAAUUGUAACCUGAACCUUAAAACCAAAUCUUAUCAAUUAAAAAGCGGUCUCGGUCUCUACCCACGGGAACCCAAUUCUUUUAUCCUCAUGAAACCUCACAAGACCCCAUGGGUGGGUGUGCAGUCAGGUUUAAGUCCCCACCAGGAUAUAAAACAAGUGCCCACACACACAUAUAAUCAUAGGUAAGUUUUGGGGAACUGAUAUUAAUUUCCUGGGGAUUUACCCUAACCAUAACCACUACUAACCUAAACCUGACCCUUACCUUAACCACUGAUCCAAAAAUCAGCUUUUGUCCCCAGUUGGUCCCCAAUUAACUGGGCUUUUUAAGUCUGAAAUGUGUCCCCAAUAGUAGCCUAUGACAGUCACACACACACAAACAGAAAUGCACUCAUCCUCAACAUACUCAUUUCUGAUUCCCCUGUUGUCUAAAGGCUACUUUGUUUUCAAAUUUGUCUUCAGAGUCUCCUUUUCUUGUCUUCUUUGGUUUGUUCUGUAUUUGAAUUCACAAGACUUGAUAUGUGACAGCACCACAUAGCCAUUAAGUGGCUAUCAACAGCUUUAAACCAUCGGCUGAAAGCAUUUGUUAGCUGCGCAGCAUUAAUGCGGAGAGGCAAGAGGUGGGUACAAUCCCUCACUCGAGUAUGAAUAUCAAAGGGAAGGGAGGGUCACAAAACAACUUCAGACAGGGUGUCUGAGCGGUCACUCAACAAAACAAACCUUUUCAUUUACUAUUAUGUUCUUUUCUUUGAUAUUUUUUCAUAUUUCUAUACUAGUGCUAAAUGGAUUAUUAAAACUGAUGAUGAAUAUUAUGAUUAAAUUGUUGUUAUUAUUCCUAUUGAAGAGCGAGAGGUUCUAUAGUGUGCUUGUGGGUGAAGGGUGGGCGAUGGGAGGCUUUGGGAUGAAGGUGCAAUGAUGUUCUUCAGAGAGAUCGCCCAGUUGUUCAAACCUAUAGACACACAAACUUCUUUUGGAAUAAAAAUAUUGAAACAG